AUGGUUUAUCGCGCAAUCUCUCCGCCUGCGACCUCCUUUCCUCGUGAUGAUGGAGACGACAAGCCAGUCAAAGUCCGCUUCCACUUCAUAGCUAUCAUUCGUUUCAUUGUCAUCAUUCUUGCAUGUGUUGCUUUUGGUUACUCGGUCCACAACGGAAACUUCGCUCCAGUUCUUCUGUCCAUCCUCGUCAUGCUUCUUAUCCUAUGGAACUUUUGGCAGAUUGUCGUUGCUGUAGUUGGCGAGAAAGGGGGCAAGUUUCAUCUCCCAUCGUUCAAGCUUCAAAUCGGCUCCUGGCACUGUUCAUGUGGAGGUGACCAGGACGACCUCCUACCAAGUCAUCGGGACGAGCCUGAGCCACCAAAGAAACGACCCCUUUUACCCGUUGAGAAGCUGGACCUGGCACUGUCAGUCUUCACGCUGAUAAUCUCUCUUAUCGCCCAUAAUGACUGGAAUUACCGAUGGUAUACCCAGGAGGUCAUGUUUCCCCUUAUUUGGACUGUCGUCGCUUUGGAGUUCACGAUUGUCUUUCUCUCCUACUUCAAGGUGUUCAAAGGCGUCACCAUCUUCGUCAUGCCCGAGGAGGAUAAUCGAGAUACAUAUCAAUACCACAUCCAACUUCCACAGAACGUCGAAUCAAGACCGACACAGGGCAAAGGACUAUCUGUUCAAGCCUGA
This is a messenger RNA of Phaeoacremonium minimum UCRPA7, 675 nucleotides long. RefSeq lists its product as hypothetical. Lineage: Eukaryota; Fungi; Ascomycota; Sordariomycetes; Togniniales; Togniniaceae. The transcript has 2 exons. The record is from RefSeq and is a predicted model, not a curated record. Bases 1 to 675 code for a protein of 224 amino acids.